UGAGCAGUCAGCUGGGCUGUGCAUGAGGACCUGACACCUUUAAGAACAGAAGUGGGCGGGAACUGGAAGUCCUGCAGGCUGCAGACUUCUGGGAAAGGCAGAUUUUCUUGUAUUGCUGAACUGCGGAGACUUCAACAUGCUUGCAUCAAGUUACAGAGACUGUCAGGCCUGGAGGGCUGAGGGUCUGCCACUGUCCACCAGCAGCAAUGAGGCCUGCAAACUGUAUGAUGCCCUGCUCACUCAGUAUGUUAAAUGGCGUAAUGAUGAAACCCUGGGAGGCUUCGAAGGCUGUAUUUCUGCUAUCCAGGCAGCAGACCCCAACUUUGUUAUGGGUCAUGUGAUCAGCACGGGACUGGAGUUGGUUGGAACCACCAGCUCCACCCGCGUGAACGAGCGCCUCGCCAGCGCAGUGAGGCGAACGGUGGCGCUGGCCAACAGCCAGGACAUCACACCACGAGAAAAGCUGCACGUCAAAGCCAUGGAACUGUUUUCACAUGGAAAUUUCCCCAAAGCCGCCAAUGUAUGGGAGGACAUUCUGGUAGAUCAUCCCACUGAUUUACUGGCGCUGAAGUUUGCUCAUGAUUCCUACUUCUACGUGGGAGCCCAGUUGCCAAUGAGGGACUCAGUGGCGAGGGUUCUACCCUAUUGGAAACCUCAUAUACCUUUGUCCAGCUACCUCAAAGGGAUGUACUCCUUUGGUCUCCUGGAGACUCGACUCUAUGACCAGGCAGAGAAGAUAGCUAUGGAGGGCCUUGCUAUGACUCCGGAUGAUGCUUGGUCUGUCCACGCUGUAGCCCAUGUGUAUGAGAUGAAAGCAGAAGUGGAUAAAGGCCUGAAGUUCAUGGAGGCUACCCAGAAUGACUGGCAGAUAUCUGAUGUGCUGGCCAGUCAUAACUAUUGGCAUUGGGCGCUAUACUUCAUAGAGAAGGGACAGUACGAAGCUGCCCUGAACAUAUACGACUCCGAGGUGUUCAAACGUUGUAAAGCCACCGGUUCUAUGCUGGACACUGUGGAUGCCUGUUCGAUGCUCUACAGACUGGAAAUGGAGGGUGUGUGUGUGAAGGACCAUUGGCGGGAGCUUCUCCAGGUAACACAGCCUCACACCGACGAUCACGUGACCCUAUUUAACGACCUCCACUUUCUCAUGGUGUCGCUCGGAGCUAAAGAUGCAGGAACUUCCCGGUCUCUCCUGGAUGGCCUCCAGGAAUUGGCUAAAGAGCCUGGGGAUAAUCACCAGCAUCAGUUAGCGAAGACUCUAGGUGUACCUAUGUGCCAGGCCAUGAUGGAGUAUGACCAGGGCAACUACAGUCAGACGGUGGACCUGCUGCACCCUUUACGCUACCGCAUAGUUGACGCAGGGGGCAGUGAUGCACAGAGAGACCUCUUCAAUCAACUGCUUAUUCAUGCAGCCAUGAAGUCAGAGAAUAAGCACCACCAGAAACUGGGAAGAUGUCUGUUGGUUGAACGUGAUGCUAUGAGGCCAGACUCCCCAUUGACAGAGCGUCUGAUGCAGAGAGCCUUGGCUCUUCACGACUAGACUCCAUGCAAGGUGCACAGAACACAUGCAAAAAACAUCAAAGUGUCGUGAUAAUCCAGCGUGCCUCUAUUUGGCUUUGGGAGACCCCCCUUUUACCAAGAGGAGCUUGGCAGUGUUGUUAAGAGUGCUGAAACCUUCUUAUGCACUCUUCUCAGUUAAAAGAUUGAUGCUGUUAUAUAUUCUUUAUCCGUUCAGCUUUUUCAUGUAACAAAUUUGCACAUUUUCUCAAGUCUAUGAGCCAAUAGUAAUCUCACAUCGUCAUGAUAUUUUAAUGCAUGAUUAUAUGUUCCAUAUAAGUUCAUUUUCAGUAACUUUACAUUAAUAAUAAUAUGUACUUAAAACCCCUUUAGCUUUAUCAGCCCGCCCGCAGGCCAAAAAAAUUGUAUUAAUAUUCAUCUACUAUAAAAAUAUAAUAAAUC
Messenger RNA from Sphaeramia orbicularis (orbiculate cardinalfish), 1956 nucleotides. RefSeq names its product tetratricopeptide repeat domain 38 (gene ttc38). The coding region runs from base 137 to 1537 and encodes 466 amino acids. The transcript is spliced from 14 exons. The record is from RefSeq and is a predicted model, not a curated record. Lineage: Eukaryota; Metazoa; Chordata; Actinopteri; Kurtiformes; Apogonidae. Gene Ontology annotation, molecular function: protein binding.